Molecule: messenger RNA, 2157 nt
Organism: Micromonas commoda
Lineage: Eukaryota; Viridiplantae; Chlorophyta; Mamiellophyceae; Mamiellales; Mamiellaceae
Exons: 2
Coding region: 1-2157 (718 amino acids)
Biological process (GO): proteolysis
Cellular component (GO): chloroplast thylakoid; membrane
Molecular function (GO): ATP binding; ATP hydrolysis activity; ATP-dependent peptidase activity
Source: RefSeq, a predicted model, not a curated record
AUGAACGCCGUCGUCGCCCAGCCCGCCGCUGUGCCCCGCCAGUUCGCGGCGAGGUCCGCCCUCCGUCGCAACGCCGGCAAGGCCGCGUCCGCCGCGCCCGCGCGCGCCAGGCGCUCCGUCGCCGUCCGCGCCGCCGGCAACAACGAGGACAAGACCGUCGCGAUCGCGUCCAUCGCCGCCUUCCUCGCCGCCGCGCCCCUCGCGGCGGUGGCUGACGAUUUCGCCCCCCCCGCGCAGGAGGCUCCCGCCUCGGCGCUCGCGCAGUUCCAGGCGCAGGCGCAGUCCGCGAUGUCCGGCGAUUCCCUCACCGCGCCCGACACCAAGGUGGUCGACCCCAACGCCCUCCCCGAGGGCAACACCUGGAGGUACUCCGAGUUCAUCCGCGCCGUCAUGGGCGGCAAGGUUGAGCGCGUCAGGUUCGCCAAAGAUGGCACCUCCCUCCAGCUCACCGCGGUGGACGGCAGGCGCGCGCAGGUGACCCUCCCCAACGACCCGGAGCUCGUGGACAUCCUCGCCAAGAACGGCGUCGACAUCUCAGUCUCCGAGGGCGACCAGCAGGGCAACUACGCCUCCCUCUUCGGCAACCUCCUCUUCCCGCUCCUCGCGUUCGGCGGCCUCUUCUUCCUCUUUCGCCGCGCGCAGGGCGGCGAGGGCGGCGGCGGCUUUGGUGGCAUGGGCGGCGGCGGACCCAUGGACUUCGGCAAGUCCAAGUCCAAGUUCCAGGAGAUCCCGGAGACGGGCGUGACGUUCGUGGACGUCGCGGGCGUCGACGGCGCCAAGCUCGAGCUCCAGGAGGUUGUCGACUUUCUCAAGAAUCCCGACAAGUACACGCAGCUCGGAGCCAAGAUCCCCAAGGGGUGCCUCCUCGUCGGUCCCCCCGGCACCGGUAAGACUUUGCUCGCCAAGGCUGUCGCGGGCGAGGCGGGCGUCCCGUUCUUCUCCUGCGCCGCGUCCGAGUUUGUCGAGCUCUUCGUCGGCGUCGGCGCGUCGCGCGUUCGCGAUCUCUUCGAAAAGGCCAAAUCCAAAGCUCCGUGCAUCGUCUUCAUCGACGAGAUCGACGCCGUCGGUCGCCAGCGCGGGUCCGGCAUGGGCGGCGGUAACGACGAGCGCGAGCAGACGAUCAACCAGCUGCUGACGGAGAUGGACGGCUUCGAGGGCAACACCGGCGUCAUCGUCCUCGCGGCGACGAACAGGCCGGAUGUCCUCGACUCGGCGCUGCUCCGCCCCGGCCGCUUCGACCGCCAGGUGACGGUGGACCUCCCCGACGUGGCGGGUCGCAUCCGCAUCCUCAAGGUGCACGCCCGGGGUAAGACGAUCGGCAAGGAUGUCGAUUUCGACAAGGUUGCGAGGCGCACGCCCGGUUUCUCGGGCGCCGCGCUGCAGAACCUCCUCAACGAAGCCGCGAUCCUCGCCGCGCGUCGCGACCUGACCGAGAUCUCCAAGGAGGAGAUCGCGGAUGCCCUCGAGCGCAUCGUCGCGGGCGCCGCCAAGGAAGGCGCCGUCAUGUCCGAGAAGAAGAAGAGGCUCGUCGCCUACCACGAGGCUGGCCACGCCAUCGUCGGCGCGCUCAUGCCCGAGUACGACCCGGUGACGAAGAUCUCCAUCGUGCCCCGCGGCGCCGCGGGCGGUCUCACCUUCUUCGCCCCCUCCGAGGAGCGCCUCGAGUCCGGCCUCUACUCCAGGACCUACCUCGAGAACCAGAUGGCGGUCGCGAUGGGCGGCCGCGUCGCCGAGGAGCUCAUCUUCGGCGCCGAGAACGUCACCACCGGCGCCUCUGGAGACUUCCAGCAGGUUUCCAGGACGGCGCGCAUGAUGAUCGAGCAGAUGGGCUUCUCCGAGAAGAUCGGCCAGAUCGCGCUCAAGACGGGCGGCGGCCAGACCUUCCUCGGCAACGACGCCGGCAGGGGCGCGGACUACUCUCAGGCCACCGCCGACAUCGUCGACUCGGAGGUGCAGGCGCUGGUGGAGGUUGCGUACAGGCGCGCCAAGGAUCUCGUGCAGGAGAACAUCCAGUGCCUCCACGACGUCGCCGAGGUGCUCCUCGACAAGGAAAACAUCGACGGCGACGAGUUCGAGCAGAUCAUGCUCAAGGCCAAGGCGAAGCUCUACCUCAAGGACGACAACUCCGCCGUGGACGUCCCCUUCAAGACUGCGUAA